Physella acuta is the source of this 1394-nucleotide messenger RNA. RefSeq lists its product as uncharacterized. Lineage: Eukaryota; Metazoa; Mollusca; Gastropoda; Physidae. The record is from RefSeq and is a predicted model, not a curated record.
UUUUGCUACCAUUCCAGAAACAGCUACAUUGCGAAUUGAGAGUUCUAAACCACUCAAGUUUGAGGACGACAGCCUUCCUAAAGUCAAAACUUUAAUCAUUUUUUCACGAAAUUCAGAGGUUGCAGCCAAUGCUUGGCGAAAAUCUGCAAAUUUCCUAGAAGAUUUAACAAUAAAUAAAAUCAAUCUCAUUGAUGCUUCGGAAUCUUUCAAGAUGUUAACAGCAAUCAAACGUCUUUCUUUAUCUAGUACAAAGCUGAAAGAUCUCACAGAAGAUUCUUUGAAGACAAUAACUGAAACUUUGGAGUUUUUGGACUUGAGAUAUUUAAGUAAAGAAGACUGGCCUGUAAGUUUUGACAAGUUAACUAAGUUAAGAACUCUUUCUAUGACUGAAUGUGAUUCGUCUUUACUACCCAACAACCUUCCCAAAUCAGUAAUAGACAUCGAGAUAGAGAAUAUGGAAAUACAGAAAAUACCGGCGUUCGAUGCAGAAGAAUUAAUAUAUCUGACGUUGAAUAACUGCAGUAUAACGACAAUCACUACACAGAUUUCAACACAAUACAGUCAAUUAAAUGAAUUAAGAAUAUUAGACAAUGGCCAUCAAACAAUGAAAAUAGAAGAACAUGCUUUUGAGAAUAUGGUUAAAUUAAACAAAGUUCAUCUCAGUGGCACACAAUUUGAGGCUUCACAAAAUACCUUCACCCAUUUGACAGCGCUUGAAAAACUUAUUGUCGAUUCUGACGAGUUCUGUAGUGAGGUAAACAAGAUUAAAAAUAUAUGCACUACUUCCACAGGUGAAAAUGAAAUAUGAUUGUUAAAAUAUAAACUAAAUUUAUGAUCAGAACAAGCUUAUUAUAUAAACCAUGAAAUAAACCAUGAAAUUCAUUCUAAAAUUACUACUUAUAUGCUAUUUCAAAAUAAUGUCAAAACAAUAUCAAUAAAUGAUUUUAAAUGAAAACAGUAGUUAAAAUGGAAAACAGUUUUAAAAGGCUGUCUCCACUAACCCUGAAAUACUGACCCUCGGAAUAUCAAAAACUAUAAAUUAUAAUAAUCUGAUUUAUAAAGUCCAGCUGGCAUGUAUAUAUUUUUAAUUUUUCAACAAUUAUAUUUCAUUGGUUUCUAAGGUAAUUUAGUUGGUUAUUUUUUGUCAAAUUAAAUAUUUGAGAGAUGGUUUUAAACUACACAUUUACUCUUCAACUUCUACCACUUCUUCUUAAUAUAAAAUAAAAUCUAACAAUGUUAUGAUGUUUUAUUUAUUUAUUAUUUAAAACACAUCUUUAAAGAAUAUUUUCCACUAAUAAUGAAGUUAUCCCGUAUGUCAAUCUUUUACUGAAGUCAUUGUCUUUUUAUUAUUCAACAAAUUUCUUAGGGUAAUUAGAAUUUCUUUCUUCUUUUAA